This is a messenger RNA of Closterium sp. Naga37s-1, 462 nucleotides long. The record is from the annotation of a GenBank genome assembly. Lineage: Eukaryota; Viridiplantae; Streptophyta; Zygnematophyceae; Desmidiales; Closteriaceae.
AUGCAUGAAGACUUAGAGCGACAACUCUUCGGUCUUCCCCAGCGAUACCGCGACUCCGUGCGAGCAAUUCAACCAGGCCUUCCCCUCUUUCUGUACAACUACACUACACACCAGCUUCAUGGAGUUUUCGAGGCUGCGAGCUUCGGCGGCACAAACAUUGACCCGACAGCCUGGGAAGACAAGAAGGUAAAAGGCGAGUCCCGGUUUCCUGCCCAAGUCCGCAUCAAGAUUCGCAAGUUCUGUCGAGCUCUUGACGAGGAGGAGUUUCGGCCCUUCCUCUUCCACUACGACGGGCCCAAGUUCAGACUGAUGCUCUCCGUGCCCGAGACACUUGCGCUUCUGGACUUAUUCGAGGAGAACAAUUUCCCGUAUCAAUACUACAGCCACUUCAACAGCUGGUGUCGCAAGAGCCCUCCUCUCUCCACUCCGUACCACGGCUGCAGCCGCCUAAUGGCUGGCUGA